Molecule: messenger RNA, 1355 nt
Organism: Pseudo-nitzschia multistriata
Lineage: Eukaryota; Bacillariophyta; Bacillariophyceae; Bacillariales; Bacillariaceae
Source: the annotation of a GenBank genome assembly
CGGCUGAAUCUUCGACAGAAUCGAAAAAACGAAUCACUGCCGACAGAAGUAAAGCCAACGUUAAACAAAAAGCAACAUUAGAUCAUUCCGGAGCCUACCAUAAAGAAGAACAGAGCAGUUUUCCUAGCACUCCCUAAUUCCCAAAAAUCGAUCAAUCUGUGCAAGUCAAUUCUUCGAAGACAAGCCAUCAUUCCCAAACCACGAGGAUAGCAGCAAAGGGCCGAGGGUUUAGUAGGAAAAGUGAAACAGAGACAGUCUUUACCCAUAGUUGCCUUCAGAAUUAUUAAUUUUUUWAAAAAUCAUGUCGGCUCCGGGAAGUGGUGGACUAAACAACCGAUUCAAUUCGUACCAGCAAUCCUACUCCGAAAAGACUGUUGCCGAGCAACAAACGUCCACCCUCCAGGAUACUAUCGCGACGCAAUACCAGGCCGAGGAAACCGCCAAUGCUGUGUUGAAUCAAUUGCACGGACAGCGCCAACAGAUUCAGGGUGCCAACAACGACGUCUGGGAAACGAGGCAACUAACGGAAGAAACCAAGCGGGAAUUGAUUGCUCUGCAAGCUAAAUAUCGAGAAAAGAAAAACAAGCUCAAGGUCAUGAUUGGAUUGCUAGCAGCAAUUGAUCUGUUUAUGUUUUUCCGACUGCUGCGUUGCCGAGGAUCUUUCUUUUGCUGAGCAACCACAAGAAACAAAACGAAAAGAUAGGAAGCCGGAACAAAAGCGGCUUUUUUCGUGAAGAAAACUGCGGGUCGUGUGUCAGACUUCGGAUAGAUAGAUAUGCACUGGGAUUAUCGCUUCGAAGUCAGAGACUUUCAGUGGCUGUAACAAAUAGUAUGAAUUUGAUCAUCCUACUCAACUCAACUCUUGUUAUGGAUUCAAUGAGUGGUUGGGAUGUAGAAUAUGUUAGUGAAAGGAUGAAUGAAGGAAGAGCUGAAACCACCUUAUCCAUACUGCCAGCGAGAGGAAGAAUUGCACAUACCCCAUCUUUGGUUUCGGAUUAGAUUCAUUCUGGAUUGUGCAAGCUGGAAACAUUCCUCAUCAGCACCAGCCUCUGUGGUCGCACUAGUAGUAGUACCAGUGGUUCCUUAUUUUAUCGUAUGGCUCAGCUAUGAAUGAAUUCUCUUUUCGCACAUUUUACUAUCUCAUCCACAAACCAUAAAGCUGCGUUUUCAUAGCUUCUAUUGGUAUAUUUGUCCCUCUCCACUGUAUUCGGUUGAAUUGUACUAUCUACCUAAGUGUACUAUCUAGUCGACCCGUCCGCUUCCCGCUUCACUGUACCAUAAAUCAUAGUUACUUUUCCACAGUGUUCUAGUGUAAUGUUCGUUCGUUACCUACGCUAUAAAGUACUUUAAGUACA